This is a messenger RNA of Podarcis lilfordi (Lilford's wall lizard), 34987 nucleotides long. The record is from the annotation of a GenBank genome assembly. Lineage: Eukaryota; Metazoa; Chordata; Lepidosauria; Squamata; Lacertidae.
CAACAGAUGCAAUGGAUUGGCUAACUUACAGAGCAGCUGCUGUGCUGUUCAUUUUAACGGUAAGAAUGGAUUUUAAGAGAAUUGUUUUCAAACCCAAUGUUACUUUUCAAGUUCUUGUGCUGGCGAUGCUGGUAAUUCUCUGUGCUUUGGUUAUUCCUGCAUUGUAAAUCGGAAGUGAAGACUGGUGAAGGGGAGAGGAAGACUUCUGUUACAAUUCUGUAUUAACUUGCUAGGGAGUAAAUCCAAUGACCGAGUUUACUUCUGAGCAAACGAUCAUGGGAUUGCCCAGGAACAAAACCACCCAUCUACUCUAAAUAUAAUUAAAUCCAUUUAUUUCGAUGUUUAAUAUCCAAAACAGAGAGCCAGAUACUACUGGGAGAGGGCUCGCUGCACAUUGUAAUCAAUGGACGUGUUAGUCAAGGGUCUAGUUCAAGUAUGACUUACCAUAGUUGAAAGCCACUCUAUAUAACGAGCAAUCCCUUGUUAUCUGUUUUUGCUAGUAUGCUUUCUAGCAAAAAAGUGGAAACAUUUGGACAAACUCUUUCAAUCUUUAUCUAGGCGUAUAUUGUUUUUCCUGUACUGCAUGAAGAUUGUAUAGUUUGCUGUUUAUUAUUAGGAUUUGAUGCUCAAAUCCCUCGGAGUUAAGAUUUCUCCAGUCUGUCACUGAAAACCUGCUUCUAGAUACAUGUGCAAACAGGAAAAUUCGUCAGCAUGGUACUUCUUUAUGUAAGAGCUUUGGGCUGCGUUGGUUUUUCUUAUACACGGGAAAGUGCUAUCUGUGGAAGAAACGACAUUUAGGCAUGUUGAAGCAAUCAAAUGUUGAGAGAUUGUAGGGACAGAACUUGGUGGCCUUGGAGGCCUUCCUGCAUAGUCCAUAUUGUCAUGUAACUCCAUUUAUCGUAAUUUGUAUUGCUUUUUCUUGCACUUAGAAUGGUUGCAAGCAGGGGGGGGUUCAGCUGGAACUUGCUGGAACUCAAUUCCGGCACCUCUCAGAUGGGCACCAUUGUCAUUCUAAGUGAAUGAUGGAGGUGUUCAUGAAGAGUUGUGGCACAAAAAUGACACUAGUUUCAAGUGACCAUAUAAUCUUAAGAAUGCUACAGUAUUCUUUGCAAUCUGUUCUUAAAUAGGAUUUCUUCAGACCAAAUGUAAAUUUGCACAUUCCCCCCACCACCAUCUUUCCUACUGGUAAUGUAUCAAAAUUUUCUAAGAUGAUGUGGCAGAGCGAAACUCUGCAGUUCAUUGCUCAAAGGAAAGAAGCAAUGCCCAAUUAACAAUUUCACACUUGAUAAAUUAGAACUAAUCAAUGAAGUCAGCUGCCAAGUGAAUAACUUAAGGGUUGGCAAAAAGCAAAGCAGUAAAUCGGUUCCUACAUGUUUGGUUCAACAUUCAGGUCUCUUCAAAGCCUGGAAUGUUGCUUGCUCUUAAAAAUUAGACUGGGCCAUUGAUACAUCUUUUUCAUUAUUAUCUGUAGACCAAGACCCAAUAAUUAAAUUGUAUGCAUUUCUUAAGGCUGGGGUUUAAGUACAGAGAUUUAUAUGUUAGGUGUGCCCUCUGACAUUUAUUUGGGAAGAGUGUCUCUUUUAGCAUAUGAAACAGGUCUGUUUUUAGCCGUCUUUUGACAAAGCUGAGAAAAUGUCUAUAAACAGGGGUGUCGUCUGUAGAGGCCUUCAUCCAAAUAACUGUGCAACUACUCCAAUGAACCCAAUGGGGUGUGGGUCUUUUAAAGUGAAUGGGGUUUUCCUUUGAAGUUUGUAACUUUGCAUUGCCUGGGUGUGGAGGGGAGAAAGGCCAGUAAUCUUACCGGCAUUUCCCAAGCUCUUCGGCAUAUCCAAGUCUUUGUUUGAGAGCAUGAUCACUGAGGGGACUUCACAGGCAGAAGUAAGAGGAAUCGCUUCAUAAUUUGGAGUUUCCCAAACCACAGAAUCUCUCCUUCUUUCUCUCUCUCUCUCUCUCUCUCUCACACACACACACACACACACACACAAUGUCUAUUAUGAUAUGCAUGUGAACCAGUGCUAAUAUUCUAGAUAACAGAAGAACAGAAAAAUCAAAAGUUAAAACUAGCAAUUUUAUUUUGAAACAAAUGUUCUGGUCUGGGAGGGAGUCAGUAUAUAUUUCCCCAUCUGAUCUGAAUUUUCAACACCUGCUUGAUCCAAAGAAUACUCACUGCAAAAUACUGAUUUUUCUGUUUGGGCUGUGUUCAUAGUACUUGUACAGGCUUGCUUCAUGGAGGCAGUGCAUUUUUUCUUUACCACCUGCCUGAUGAAAACUAGUUUAUGCCAUCUCCACUUGGCCAAUUCUCUUGUUCAUUUUUUCACCCAGACACCUUCAUUUUCCCUUCCAAUUAUUAAAAUAAAAAGCUAGAUUACCUGUAUGUAUUUUUAAUGAAGUGUCACAGCAAACUGAGACUAAGUAAUGUUAUCCAGGAUGAGGCAUAGCAUACCGGUUUGUGAUGACAAUCCAGUACAGUGGUACCUCGGGUUACAUACACUUCAGGUUACAUUCGCUUCAGGUUACAGACUCUGCUGACCCAGAAAUAGUGCUUCAGGUUAAGAACUUUGCUUCAGGCUGAGAACAGAAAUCGUGCUCUGACACUGCGGCGGCAGCAGGAGGCCCCAUUAGCAAAAGUGGUGCUUCAGGUUAAGAACAGUUUCAGGUUAAGAGUGGACCUCCGGAACGAAUUAAGUGCUUAACCUGAGGUACCACUGUAUUGAGAUUUCAGCAUGUUUAAGCCUUUUGAAAGAUAGUCUGGAUGUUGACCUGAAUGGCUACAGUCUAGUGCAUGCUCAGAGCUCAGUUACAAGAUCACUUGGCACAUGGGUGGUGUGUCAUGCACCAAAAAAAUGGGUUAUUUAAUGAUGCCACCACAAACCUUCCUAUUGUGAGCUGAACUUCUGGAAUGUGAUCAGAGGCCAAUUUGUUUAAGGACUCAAUUAUCCUUAGGGACCCUGCAUAUUCCCUAUACUGCAGCCCAAGAAAAGUACAAUUUAUCUAUUAAGCAAUAAUAUAGAUUCUUCCCAUUCACUCUGAAUAAAAGUCAUCCUAGGUUUCCAAAGCUGACUAUUUGCUACAUCCAUUAGCUCAAAGGGAUGGUGCUGGCUUUCUACAUAAUUAGAAACAAGUGUCACAUAUAUGGACUUGUUACCUAAACUUGGAGGAAAAACAAAUUUGAAAAUUGUUGGCAAAUUUAUUUCUGGAAUUCAGGAUUUGGCCCAUAAUUCUGCAGGUAUCCUUGAAAUACAAUUAUCUUUCUUAAUUAAAAAACAAAACAAAGAAGCUAUUAACAUUCAUGAAUGCAAUGACUUAGCUUGGAUUUAAACAUCAACUUUUUAAAAAAGAAACAAUACUUGAAGACAGAUACCAGGUACCUAGAUAUUUAGGCCUGAAUCAUGAAUGCAGUUACAUGGAUGCACAUCCUGUUUGAGUUUUUGAUUUCUGUGGGAUUUCUAACCAUAUAAUGGUGUUUAGGCUUGGAGACGCCAUCUGCCAGGAUUUCGACUGCAAAGUUACAGAACUUUGGAAAUAAAUGUAAUAAAAGGAAAGAUCUAAUCUUCUUCAGUGGGAGUUUUGGCGCAGGAAUAAAAUGCAUAGUCCAAAAUGCUGACACAACUGCACACUACAAUGGCACAAAGAUGACUAAUAGUAUAAUGCGCUUGAAUACUCAGCCCUGUUCACAGCAAUACCCUGUCUGACUUCAAAGAGACAGGCUCAACUCCUAAAAAGAACAGCACUGGGAAAGAGAACAGAUCAGGAAUUAAGGGCAUGUUCAGUCACUUGGAUUCAAGUAGGUGGAGCAGGGAGUAUGCCAUAAUUGCAUAUAAUAUUGCCUUGGCACUGAUAGUAGUUAAUUAAUUCAUGUUUGUAAAUGGCUUUGAAGUAGAAGUUGUGGAGCAGCAUAUUAAAGUAAUGGAACGCUGAAGCUGAUCUCUUUUGCAGUCUUGCAAAUCUGAAAUAACUACUCAGACUUUGGGAAUCUGGGUUCAAACAUUUAAAACAUUCAAUUUUUUUUCAAUGCAACAACACAUGGACUAAUACAUGUUUACUUGGAAGUAAGUCAUUCUGAGUCCAACUGGGGUUACUCCCGAUUAAGCGUGUUUAGGAUUUCUGCUUCAAGCAUCGGAAGAUCAAUAACUUCAGAAAUCCUGUCUGAACAGUGGAAUAAAUCACUGUACUAGAGAGAGUUGAACAACACCCACAAAGGAAUGCACAUGCUGAUUUAACUUCCAUCCACUGAAAUGUAUGGGAAACUUUUAGAGGCAGGCAGGAAUCUGCAUGCAUCUUGGAAACUCUUGACUGUAUUAAUGAGUGCUGGUUUCUGGAGUGUCCACUUGCCUUUCUCAAAAUUCACAUGAGCAUCUUGAAUUUACCACUGUCCUUGUUGGCAUGAGAAAUUUUGCAUCAAAGCAAAUGCAGCAAAAGACUUAUUUCUUGGCCUGGUGCACAUAAUGUAAUAUGCCACAAUAAAUCACCCCCCACAUUGAGUAAAAGUAUCAAAUAUUAAGUUCAGAUCAAGGAACAUUUCUCCCACACCAUGCUGCUGUAUAUUGCAACCAACUAUGCCCUUGAUUGAUGGCUCACUAAUGACCUUUGGUGCAUUGGUGAAUGUUGUGCUAGGAUUGGGGAGACCUGGACUCAAAUUCUCAAAGAGCCAUGAAGCUUACUGGGUGAUUUGGGGCCAGCCAGUAUAUAUCUUACCUUAACCUACUUUGCAGGCUUGUUGUGAGUAUAAAAUGGAGGGAGAACCAUGUUGACUCUCUUCAGCUCCUUGGGGGAAGGUGGGAUAUACACAUAAAAAUUAAAUAUUAGUAAUUACAUACAUACAUACAUGCAUACAUACAUACAUACAUACAAUCAUUCAUCCCUCAAUGAUGAGAGACCUACAAUGGUCCUAAGUAAAAAGAGAAGAUAGUUCCACUACAUGGACAAUGUUCAUGAGACGUUUUUGGGUUUGUUUUUUUAAUAUAUACAUUCUUCUCCUUUUCAGAAGCAGAACCUACAGGAAACAAUCUACUUCCCUUUUUGUAAAAGAAGAAAUAAGCACAUAUAUGUUUCCCCAAAUUAGUUCUUAGCUAAGAUAGCAAAAUAAUGCAUACUCAUGAGUUGCAGUUAGUGUGUCUCUGUUGAAAAUGGGCAAAAAUACCAUUAGCAAGAUCUCCUAUGCAAACCCCACCAAAAUCCAUGAAAACAUUAUGAUGCUUUCAUAUGAAGCUCCCAUGCCUCUCAAAGGAAUUUGUGCAGGAAAAGUUCUUGGUGGAUUGUUCUCUUCAUUAUUUGAGUUAUCCCAGUCCAGUGGCUUUUUACUAUAAACUUGCAGUGAUGUAACUGUAAUUCAUAGAUUUAAGAAUGAACUGUAAUUCAUAGAUUUAUAUUAUAGACAGUCUUAACACUAUGUGCUAGUUCCAUUGAGCUUUCUACCAGAAUAUUUCCAUUAGAAAGUAACACUCAACAGGACUAGUAAGAAUGUUUCAUUCCAAGAGACACAUACAGUAUGGAUGGGGUAAAUCAUGUGAGUCUCUAACAGCAGUUGUACCAAUUCUAACGAUGACUUCAGAUAACUCCUACACUUGUACAGGAAAACCAAUGAAUGUCUAACAGGGGGCAUAUCUGUGGAAUGGAUGAUUUGGAAUGCACUUUGAUGUGCAUCAGAUCUGUGAAGACCAUGAUUAUUUGGCAUUCAUUUGCACUGCACUUAAGGCCUUUUCACAAUUUCAGUCCACAGUAGCCAAAGGGAAAAGUCAACCCUACUUGACAUCCUUUUGUCUGCUUGCCACCACCACACUCUGAAUUUAACUCUGAACAUAUUGCAGAAAAUUACUACAUAUGUAGGCUUUUAAGAACCAGGUGUAGCCUUAGGGAAGUGGGAAGUAGUAUUGGUACAAGAUCUUCCAGCAUUGUGUUGCUCCCAAUAUCAUUUCUUACUUCCCUAAGGCUGUACAUGGUUCUCAAAACACCUACAUAUGUGGCAUUUUCCCCUCUAAUAUUUAUUUUUAUAGAUGAUUUUAAGUGGUAUAAAAAUGUUGUUAAAUAAACAGAUAAUAAAGUAUAUCAUAAGUUUGUCAUGGCAACAGAGCUAAGAAAGAUCACCAUCCAUUUUGGUAAUAAGAAGUGCUAAAUAAGUUAGCAGCCAUAGCAAGCAUUCGUGUUGCCUGGACCACAGAAGAAGAAAAGUGGAGGUGCAAACUAGAAUUUUCUCAUGGGAUGGUGAGGCAAAACCACAUGCUGAAUUUUAAUAGGUUAAUGCUUACUAAAUGCAGACCAGGCCCAUCUUUAUAGGUGGAGUAGAUCUGCCUUUGUUCUUUGUGGUAAUAAACUGUGUCUGAGUGUCAGUAGUCAUCUUUUGUGCUCUGUUCAUUCAAAUAUUUGGAGAAAGUAGUUAGUGCAGACUCAAAAGGGGCUGCCCCUUAGCCUGCCUAUGAAGUAGUCAUUGAUAACAUCUGUUGGAAUACAGCACUCCUGGACUGUCUACUCCUUUGGCAAUCACUCGUAGCCGAGUAAGAUUGUCUUCCAUAAGCACAGUUUUAACGGUGAGUCCGUAAGUGACUGUGGAGGCCAAUUCUGGAUCCACACGUCCUUCCACAGUGGGGACAUUGGUUUCCAGGUGGGAGUUGAUCACAGUGUGGAUUUGCCAAGCGUGCCUUCCUCAUAGCACGUUUCCCCCUUGCGUCCUGAGUUCGAGGACUCUGCAGCCUUCAUCCGCCUUCACAGCCAUUGUAACAUACUGCUUGUUAUCGUCUGCCUGUUCUGCCAUUGAGGACUUCUUCGAUCAUUCUUUGUCUAGCUCCUUCCCUUUGACCUUACCGCCUUCGGUGACCCUGCUGGGAGUGUGAGAUUCCCAACAGCUUCACUCACAAGGGUCAUAGGAACAUUCAAGCCCACUCACCAUGACAAGGUGAUGAUCCAGCGAGUGGGUCCUGGACUGUACCACUUCAGAGCUAUUUGGAUAAUUAUUCUCCUUGGGUUGCUUGUGGGUUUCCUGCCCCUUAGAGUUCCCCUCCCCAAAAGUUUUCUGUAGUUCUGCAAAUCUUGGGUUUCUCGUAAGCCUGUUGCUAAUUACCUCUUGUGGGGUGGUGAGUCUGUUUUGCCGACGUAAGCAAUGGCACCUGAACAUCAGAAAUAGAAUGAACCUGCAACAGCAACAUUUUGCAGUGCUGUAUAUUUUGGUGUUCAUGAUUAUAUCCAGUCACCCAUGCUCUUCUCUGUGAUACUGCAUUCCAUUUCCACCCCACCCACCCCAACAGUCAGGAUUCUGUGGCCAGGCCAUAAUUGAAUAUGCUCAGUCUUAUUGGGUAGUUUGUUUUGGGGAAUUCCCUUGGACUUUCCCUCCUGAAGAUUGCUCUUUAUAAUUCUGCAUACAAAACUCGCCUCUUGCAAGUGGAUAUUGACACUUUGGCUACAGAAGGACUGAUACUUAUAUCUCUAAUUUGGAAAGAGAGCCUUAAUUCCUCCCCUCAAUCUCUUUCAACUCAGACUUGCUAACAUAUCAGAAAUAAUAAUAAUAAUAAUAAUAUAUUUAUACCCCGCCCAUCUGGCUGGGUUUCCCCAGCCACUCUGUGAAGCUUCCAACAAAAUUUUAAAAAUACAAUACAACAUCAGACAUUAAAAACUUCCCUAAACAGGGCUGCCUUCAGAUGUCUUCUAAAAGUCAGAUAGUUGUUUAUUAUUAGUUAAAUUGUAUGCCCCUACACCCACACCUCAGCCCACAUAUUAUAAAUCAGCCUUCUCCAAGUGAUGCUCUCUAGCUGUUUUGGACUACCACUCCCACCAACCUCAGCCAGGCUCAUAGGAACCAACUCCAAGGGGGUGAGGUCCCUUCGCCCCCCAAUAAAAUAUAUGAGCCCCCCCCAAGUUGAUGGCCAUUACCAUUCAAAUGAUGUGUGUGCUGAGCCUUGUGAUUGAUUAUGUGGGGCAGGGUUUACCUGGACCCCCCAAAAUUUUAUUCAAGUUGGCACCCCGGCCAGAGUGAUGGAAGCUGAAUGCACCAUGUUGAGGAUGAUUGUUGGAUAAUUACCAUCCAUACAGAUGCUCAGAUGACUGUGUUUCUCAUAAAGCUAACCUGUCUUUUAUGUAACCAGUAAAACAGAGUUUUAUUUGACUUUCAUUCAUAUAUAUUUUAAAAGACGUCUACUGUUGCUAGUUUGCUGUGAAAUUUACAUUGGGUUCCCCCCAUCAUCAUCUACAUUUGUCCUUUUGCUUUUGCUCCUCCUUUUAACCUGCCAAAAGCAGUCUAAGUAAAUUGAUGAUGAUGGGAACUUUGGGGCAAAUCUGCCUGCCCACGUGCACUCAAAUAGAGGAAUUCAACAUGGUGCUAUGUUUAUCAUUCUGUCAGGGCAAACAUAUCGCUUUGCCAAACAGAACAAUCCUCUCCUAAACGUGCUGUUCUGGGGUUUUGCCUGACACCACCAAGUCAAUUUUGGAGGUGCAGGAAACAAACAGGGAGAUGAGGGGAGAAGCCCCUUAUGCAAGUGGAAGGCCAAGACUCAGUGAAUCUUGCCCAAAAGAAUUUGAUCUAAAUUUAAUUGAAGUUAAUAGAAAAGGCAUGAAUCCAAAGUAUUCUAUAUACACAACCAGAUGCUUCUUCCUGAACAUCUGUUCAUGCUUUGUUGGAGAGUGCUCCCAAAAGUCUUCCACAUUUGAGAUGUGACUUGUCAGUCAGGAAGAAGGUAGAACCUCUAAAGGGGGGGGGGCUUUUCAUCCCAAAAGCCACAUCCCCUUGUGGAAAACCUUGUGGAGGGCACAUGCAAGAUCCAAAGUGUUGGGGGUAGAGGGGAACAGUGAUGGUGAUUCUUACCUUUGCAUCCUAGGCUACACUCCAGCCACACCUAAGUCAGGGGUUUCUAUAAGCAAAUAACUCCAUUCAGGCAAGGAAGUGGCAUUUUCACAGUACAAGGGCCUGUUCCAGCCAGGUUAAAACAUUCAAGGAGGGUGUGGAACAGCACUAGUGAGGGGUGUGGCCUGCGGAGGGGUUGUGGUCUAGGGAGAGUCCUCAGGGUCAGAAAGAAGGACCUCCUGAGCUUGAAGUUCUCAACCAUUUCUCUAAAGUUUUGUUGUGAGCAAUGCCAGCAUGUUGUCCUUUGGCUUUGGGGCAAAGUUAUAACUGAAGGUCAGUGAGAGAAUGAGCUGAGCAGUUGUCUGAAGAAGGGUGAUAAAAAGGCUGUGUGUUUCUACUAGUUCACUCAGCAAGCAUUCUCUCCAAUACAAUCUGAUAUCCCAAGAACAAUCGCUUCCGUUUAAAGAGGAGGAAGCUGCUGUCUGAACAAGUGUGAAGAACACACAAGGGUUGCUAACCUUUUUGGACCUGUGGCCACAUUUGCAAGCUGGGGAAACUGUUGUUGGCCACUGAAACCUCACUGCAACAAAGCACUCCCCACAACCUAUUCUAAUCAUUACAGAGUGUCAUCAAUAUGCAGAUGACACCCCAACUCUAUCUCUCUGUUCCAACUGAGUCAGGAGAGGCAGCUGAGGUGUUAAACCAGUGCUUGGAGGCAGUGAUGGGUUAGCUGUGGGCCAAUAAACUGCAGCUGAAUCCUGAAAAGAGAGAAGUGUUAUGUGUCCCAAGUCUCUGGAAGGAGCAGAUCCAUAUUCUGGGAGCGCUCCUUGAUUCAACACUGUCAUUGGAGUCUCAGGCGGCCUCUGUGGGUGAAGGGUGACUUAUCAAUUGGAAUUGUUGUUGUUGAGUAUGGGACCCUGUGCGUGCCCAGGAUGGUGUAUGCAAAAAAAUUCACUAAUGAAAUUCUUGGAGUUGACUUACUUUUAUUUUUGUUAGUAGAUUAAGACAUGGCUGACUGAAAUUUCUAUGGUCACAUGAGCAUGAUCUCAUUUUCAUCUAAUGUUUGCUUUCUGUAAAAAUCUCUGGUGUGAAUAUAAAGAUAUCUGUUUGCACAGUGCAGGGCUUUUAAAUAUGCAGCCAACAUGAGGACAGGCCCAUAAAAAAAUCUGCUUGUAAUCUGAUGCAUAUAUUACAAUAUAGAUUUAGGGAGUUUUUCACUGACUUGCAUUUCACAUUCAUGAAUAAAAUGAGAAAUUGUUCUUGUUUUGGCUGUUCAUUAUACAGAUGCUUGCAAAUUCAUAUUUACAUAUUGCAUUCCCUAGUAGUGAGAGGUGCAUGAAAUGCUUUGGUUUAAUUGAAGAGGUGGCAGUAAUGUGAAGGAAAAUAUACAGGAGAGGGAAUGGACCUGUGCAAGGACACUGUGGAAUCAAAUUCUUACUUUUAAUCUGUAUAAAAGGUAAAGGUACCCCUGCCCGUACAGGCCAGUCGUGUCCGACUCUAGGGUUGUGCACCCAUCUCACUUAAGAGGCCGGGGGCCAGCACUGUCCGGAGACACUUCUGGGUCAUGUGGCCAGCGUGACGAAGCUGCUCUGGCAAGCCAGCACCAGCGCAGCACACGGAAAUGCCGUUUACCUUCCCGCUAUAAAGCGGUACCUAUUUAUCUACUUGCACUUGGGGUGCUUUCGAACUGCUAGGUGGGCAGGAGCUGGGACCGAAAGACGGGAGCUCACCCCGCCGCGGGGAUUCGAACCGCCGACCAAAUGUAUAAUCUGUAUACAUUUUAGCAAUAUGAAGGCUGAUGAUGCAGACUUUGAAAGACAUAGAUGGGUUUCUGUGAGCUCUAUAAGCGGGGGGAAAUUAAGGUGAACAUUGCUCUGACUGUUCUUUCUUGUUCCACUUCUAGGUAUCCUUGGAGUUCAGCACUGCUGCUUUUCAUGUUCAGGUAAUUUAAUCACCACAGUGUUAUUAGCAGCACAACCAUAUGCUUGUCUAGUUAGACAAUGAGACUUAGGCUCAAUGAGACUUACUCCCAGGUAUCAGGGAGUAGGGACUAUUUAGUACAGUGGGACUUCUGAGGGUUUUGUUUGUUUUUGUUUGUUUUUCAAAGCAUAGGAUCACUAUGUAAAGCAGCUAUUUGCUGGUGCAUCCCACAAAUCUAUUACAUAUGAACCAAAGACUUGCAGACGAAACACCCUAUUUUGAACCGUUACAUGAAAUUCAGCCCUCCUCCAGCUCUUCUUACCCACCAUACACAUCCUUUCCUGGACAUGGGCCUUAUUUUCACAUGUUCCUCCUGUCUCCUUCAGAACCCUAACCCUGAGUCACCCACUUUUCCAUCAAACCACAUUCAAUAUUCAGAAUAACUGGUCCUCAUGGUGUUCAGUUAGUCCUUUUAAUGCACAUGUGCUGUUUAUUCAAGGUGAAAGAAUGGGAUGAAAAAGGCAUGGAGAGAUGGAAAAGCCACCACAGGCAGAAACGAGAAUGGAUUAAAUUUGCUGCAGCCUGUAGAGAAGGGGAAGAUAAUUCAAAGAGGAAUCCAAUUGCAAGGGUAAGUUCCAAGCAAAUCAGAAGAGUUCAAGAAUUACUAAGGCAAACUUGUAGAUUACCAGGCAAACAAGGCAGAGAUCCUCCCAUGUACUGACUAAGUAGCAAAGUCCACUGGGCUUAAAUAAAUGACUCCGCAGUUUCGGUGUGCGAAACUUACAGCAAAGAUCUGAUAAAGGUUGAUAAUGAGAAAAAAGGUAAAGUACCAACAACUGUUUUUUUACAGUCUAGGAGCUUUUUUUGGAAAGUGUGGUGUCUAAUUCACACACACUCUCUUUAAAAUCAAGGUUAGUUGUGUCACUAGGACUAAGGGUGCAUGGGCAUAGCCAGGAUUUUUGUUAGGGGGCAGGCUUUUGUUCAGACUUAUAUUGUUUUUUAUUGAUUGGGGGGACAGCUGCCCCCCAUCCCCCUUUGCUAGGGUAGGAGUCAAUUAAGUGUUACUCAGUGUAGGCCUACUUUAAUCCAUUCAUUUCAGUCGAUCUAUUCUGAGUAAAAUUUAGUUGACUUGCUACCGUAAUGGUUUGUAACAAGACACAGUGCUGGAAUCUGUUUCCUUCCUCAAGGUUGAGUCCGGGGGGGGGGGGGCAGAAUAAUGCUAACUAAAAGUGUCUCUCAACAACUCUGCCCUCCCCCUAAAAAAAAGCUCAAGAACUCCAACCUCUCCUUUAAAAAGCUCAGCAACUCUCCCCCACUCCAAUGACAAUGGGUAGAUCACUGCCAGUUGUUUUAUACUGGGAGUAGAUCGCAGUCUCUAGGGAGUUGGCCAGGCAUGCAAUAAAUGAUACACUGGCUAACAACCUGAAGUUGCAGCUGCUGGCAGGAGAAGACCCUCCACAGAGUUCCACUCCUGCAGUGCAAGGAGCAGAGGAAACUCUUGUCUGUUCCCCCAUUCUCCUACAACUCAUUGUGCCCCUUCAAUUUGCCCUGGAGGCUUGGGGGAUAUAAUCAAAGUUAGUGCUACCUCCCCAUCCUCUCCUCUCAUGCACUUAUAUCCUGGUUUCACAUUUUGAUGAUUAAGCCAGAAUGAAACCACAGUUUGCAUUUUGGAGAUAGCGGGAAACCAUGGUUUAAAGAAACAACAAUCAAAAUGUCAUAGCUGGCGUGUGAGGAGAAAGGGGGAUUAGAAGGAUGGGGAUGACACUGCAGGAAUGACACUUGCUCCUAGGUUAAUAAACCAUGGUUUAUUAAGCCAAGGUCUGCAUCUAAACCAGCACCAAAGUAUGCCAGCUGCAUGAAACAAGUAGCAAAAACUUACUCCCCCCCUUUUUUUUGUUUUGUUACUACACUGAUAUGAGUAGGCCAUCUCACGAGAAUGUUCCUUGAAUGUAGAGCCAUUUGUACACAUUUAAAUAAAUACAUAAGUAAAUCUAGGGUUGAGAAAAACAUAGCUAAUUUUUGUUUUUUGUUUUCUUUUGCAGAUCCGAUCAGAUUGUGAAGAAACUCAGUCACUUAUAUACAGAAUCUCUGGAGUAGGAAUUGAUCAGCAUCCUGUUGGAGUGUUUAUCAUUAAUCAAAAGACUGGAGAAAUUAAUAUAACAAAAAUAGUAGACCGAGAGGAGACACCAAUGUUUGUUGUAAGUACUAUGUGUUUGCAAAACUAUAAUGUUUUUUCCCUCUACUACUUAGAACUAGAAUAUCUGUCCAAGGCAGUAUGCUUCUGAAUGCUAGUUCCUGGAAACCACAAGAUGGGGAGAGUGCUCUUGAACCCUGUCCUACAUGCAGGCUUCCCGCGAGCAUCUGGCUGCCCAUUGUGACUAGACUAGAUGAGGCUUCUGGACUAGAUGAGUCACUUGGCUAAUCCAGCUGGGUUGUUCUUACAUCCCUUAACAUCGCAGAUGCAUCUGGUGGGAACUACAGGGCCUUUUAAGGAGCAACACAUACCGUAUUUUUCCGUGUAUAAGACGCCCCCAUGUAUAAGGUGACCUCUAUUUUUUUUAACCCAAAAUUAAGAAAAUGCACUAUGCACUAUCCAUAUAUAAGAUGACCCCUUAUUUUAAACUUCAAAAAUUUAGGAAAAAAUAUAGUCUUAUACAUGGAAAAAUAUGGUAAUUUCUGGGACUCCUUUGUUGUAGACUAACGGUGAUGAUUUUAUAACAUAAGUGACUAUUGGACAAUUAUUAUGGAGGUUUUUUAUUAUUCAUUCUGCUGUUAUCACUCAUUUUAUUUUUAGUGCUGGUUUUGUUGGUUAUGCUUGCUUUGUUGUUUCUCACUGGUAUUCACCUUGAAAGGCAGACUGUAUUUUAUAAUACAUUGUUGUUAACAUUAUUAUUAUUAUUAUUAUUAAUCCUGCAGCAUUUUUAAAUUAGAUUAAUUGUUUUACCUAACAAAUGAAUGGUUUUGGGUAUUUUGAAUACUACAUACUCCUUCUGAGUUAAUCUUUGAUUUUUUUAUUAUUAUUUCUUAAUGCAGAUUAAGUGCUUUGCUAUAAAUGUUGUGACUGGACAAUCAGUGGAAACACCACUUGACCUUCGAGUCCGGAUUCUGGAUGUAAAUGACAAUUCACCCAUAUUUACACAAAGUGUGUUUUCAGGGUCAAUUUCAGAGGGCAGCAUGGACAGUAAGUACAUUACAAACACAUUGUAGCCAUUUCUGCCACUGGAUAAAAUAAGUGUGGAUCUAUGUUUCUCAUCAUGUUCCAUUUCAAUCUGGGAUUCCUCACCCAUCCUCAUUCAGUUGCCCUUUCCCCAAUUCUAUGCACUUCUACUCAGAAUUAAGCCUCAUUGUGUUCAAUGGGGGCUGCUCUUGGGUGGGUUUAGGAUUGCAGGCCAAAACCCUGUGUCUGUAGAGUAGGGAUCUGGGAAACUGUAGUCCCUCCAGGUGAUUGCUGGACUACAACUCCCAUCAUUCCUCAGAAUUGGCCAUGCUAGCUGAUGGGAGCUGGAGACAUGGGGGGGGGGCAGAAGUUCCCUGUCCCUGCUUUAGAGAAAUAACCAAAAUGAUGCCUUUUAAAGGCACAUCAGAGUUUGCUACAUUUGUAGUGCAGCACAUUAGCAGAGACUGGGGAACUUCAUUGAAACACACCUAACAUUUUGAAAAAUACCUUCUGUCCUGCUCUUAGUAAGCAGAGAGAUAUUGGAGAAUUCACAAAUUAUGGCAUCCUUACAGUUUUAAUAAACUGAAGUGCAGCUCUUAAGGUUUUUGUUUGAGUGGUCUUCUCCUUCUUUCCAGACACAUUGGUGAUGAAAAUAACUGCUACAGAUGCAGAUGAGCCAAAUAACCUGAAUUCCAAAAUUGCCUUCAAGAUCGUGAGUCAAAAUCCUGGAGGUCCAUCAAAGUUUAUUUUGAACAAACAGACUGGAGAACUUCACAUUGCAAAUAUCCUUGACAGAGAGGUAAAAAUACAUGCAUAUGAGUCCACUGCUUUUCCUGAGAAAUACCGCAGUUUGUAUGCUAGGGGAAAGAGCUAUUCAGGACUUAAGAAAGCUUUCUGAAAAGUCAGCACAAAAUAACUUGCUAUAUAUUCAAGAAAAGAAAAUCAGCCAGGGGGAAAAAUCAGAAAGAUAAGGUGGGUUGAAGGGACAGUUAUGCAGAAAGCUGUAACCUUGUGCAUGCUUACCUGGGAGUAAAUGCCAUUGAACUCUGCAUCAAAAUUGAAUGAGAUUGCAAAAAAUGAUGUCAAUGAAACAAUGACGAACAAGACACUUAAAAUGCUUCAUAAUUUUUCCCAUUACAUCACAUCAUAGGAUCCCUCCAGACAACCAGUUUAUUGAGAAUUCGUCCUGAUUUUCUUGCACAAACCUUACACGGAGGUUCACUUAUAUCAUCUCUUCUUUAUUCAGCCAUUAUUCUUAUUUGUUUGCAGGGCUGUUAAAUGAAAAUUCAUCCUUACACUUUUUAAUUCACUUCCCCCUUCACUUUCAAGCACAAUAAGUUAGAUUCUUUUUUAAAAGGGGGGGAGAGAUUUGUUUACUAGCCCUUCAGUCCGCUUUAAUUGUGCCAACCUAGAGUUCAAGUACACACCCAAAUCCCUCCCACAAAAUAUGGUCCAUGUAAAACAUUUUCCACGAUGAGAUUAAAAAGCACUACAAUGUAGAAGUAUGCUUUAUCACUAAUGUGAAUGUUUAAACGUUUGUCUUCCUUCCUUCCUUCCCCUCACUUUUAUAUAGGAACAUGCAAGCUACAGUCUGGUUGUGAGAGCCACAGACAGGGAUGGCGGUCCAGAUGGAAUAUCAUCUGAAUGUUCAUGCGAGGUUUCUGUAACUGAUGUAAAUGAUCAGUUUCCAACGUGUGCACAGAGCUCGGUAAGCUAUUGACUAAAGCAGUAUCACCAGCAAAAAUCAAUUCCACAUUCUGCAAUACCUUCCUGGAGCAGGAACUAGAAGAGCGGUGUUCAAGGGUGGGUUUAUAUGCCUUUGGAAGUAGAAAUGGAAGCAGUCCAGACUAUCAGCCCAGUUUCUACUUUCCCUUCAAAAAAAUAAAAUGAAUGGAAAAUGAAUCUGUAUUUCACUGAUAGGAAUACCCUACUAAUGUCGUAAAACCUGUGAUAAUGUUAAGCUGACAACUAUUGAGGCCAGACUUCUCCAAGCUGGGGAUGUUGCUGGACUACAACUCCCAUCAGCCCCAGUCAACAUGGCUGGGAUGGUCAGGGAUGAUGGGAAAUGCAAGUCCAACAACAUCUGGAGGGCACCAGGUUGGGGAAGGUUGUUUUAGACCAACUCUCAGGAGUUGACCUUUCAUAGCGUGUUCACACAAAAUAAAGGAUUUUGCACAUAAAAACAUUUAGCGUUUCGACUGCAUAUCUAAAAGAAUAGGUAUACAGUAUAUUUCUAAAUAAAACAAAGGAAAAUAAAGUUUAAUAGUGAUUGCAUGCUUUGAAACCAUAUGAUUUACAAACUGACUUGUAAUACAGGAAAUGAAAUACAGAGUUACAGUGGUGCCCCGCAAGACGAAUGCCUCGCAAGACGGAAAACCCGCUAGACGAAAGGGUUUUCCGUUUUUGAGUUGCUUCGCAGGACGAAUUUCCCUAUGGGCUUGCUUCGCAAGACGAAAAUGUCUUGCGAGUCUAGAGAUUUUUUUUUCGCUUUUCCCCCCCUUUAUCUAAUCUGCUAAGCCUUUAAUAGCCUUUAAUAGCCUUUUAGCAGCUAAUCCCCUAAGCCUUUAAGCCUUUAAUAGCCGCUAAACCGCUAAUAGCGCUAAUCCGUUAAGCCGCUAAUAGGGUUGCUUCGCAAGACGAAAAAACCGCUAGACGAAGACUCUCGCGGAAUGGAUUAAUUUCGUCUUGCGAGGCACCACUGUACAUGGAAGAGAGCUGAGAUUGUCUACACAUACUAACUGAUGAUGGGCAGCUUCAAGGUUCCUGCUGCCCGUCUUAUGGAUUAAAAUCAUAUGGCAGAGAACCAAAGAAAAUAAAUAACUAGGAGGGAGGGAGGGGAGUUACUCUAUAUUGAGCUGCUGAGAACAACAAAAUAUGCAAAACAAAAAAUGGAUCAGUGGGAUUACCAUAGCAAGCUGAGUUGUGUUUUGAUUCAUUGCAUUUAUUAUAGUUUAUUUUUUCCAAUUAAAAAAAUAAAAUAAAGUCCUCAGUGUGCUUCAAAAGGCAAAAAAGGUAAGGUAAAGGACUCCUGGAUGGUUAAGUCUAGUCAAAGAUGACCAUGGGGUGUGGCACUCAUCUCGCUUUUCAGGCUAAGGGAGCCAGCGUUUGUCCACAAACAGCUUAGUGGGUCAUGUGGCCAGCAUGACUAAACCACUUCUGGCACAACGGGACAUUAUGACAGAAGCCAGAGUGCACAGACAUGCCAUUUACCUUCCCGCCACAGCAGUACCUAUUUAUCUACUUGCACUGGUACACCUUCAAACUGCAAGGUUGGCAGAAGCUAGAACAGAGCAAUGGAAGCUCACCCCAUUGUGUGGAUUUGAACUGCCGACCUUCUGAUCAGCAAGCCCAAGAGGCUCAGUGGUUUAGACUACAGCACCACCUGUGUGUGUCAGAGAGAUCUUUAACCUUCUAAAAACACUUUCCUUCAGCUUGCUGUGGUUAUCCCAGUCACCCAUAGAUUGUUGUGCACUAUGCCAUAAGUAAGCAUGAUACUCUUUCAUUCCGUACAGCUAAUUGUAUCCAUAUGAGUGCCAAAUGAUACAUAUCAGAUCAUUAGUGUUCAUAGCAAGUUUGAAAUGAGUAGCAGCCAUGUGCAAACUGCCUUUCGAGUUAGUGGGAAACCCAUGCAUGUGUGUCAACAAUUGUUUUCUUUCUUUUCUAGUACGCAAUUACCAUUGUAGAAAAUACACUCAAUCAAGAGGCUCUGAGAAUACAAGUUUUUGAUUUAGAUCAAGAGUAUACAGAUAAUUGGUUUGCAGAAUUUUAUUUUAUCUCAGGAAAUGAAAAUGGCAACUUUGACAUAGUUCUAGACAGAGCAACUAACGAGGGUAUCCUGAGAGUUAUAAAGGUAUGAAUUUUCCUAUUUUCACUGAAAGUCAAAUUCUGAUCCCAUAACUGUUGAUUGAAAGUAGAGAAUAUCCACUCUUUUUCAUAUUGUCCAAGAAACACAGAGCGAGAGAUAAUUGUAGUCUCCCAAUAAAAUAAGCUAGAGCAGGGGGUGAGGAAACUGGGGCCUUCCUGAUGUUGCUGGACUACAAUUCCCAUCAUACCUGCCCAUCAAACUGAUGGGACAUGUCCAGCAACACAUGGAGAGCCACAGGUUCCCCAUCUCCAGACUUCAGCUUUGCUUCCCAAUUGACUUGCUUUAUAUAGUGCCUUAAUUCAUCUCUGUGUUGUGCACACAUCGAGUGUGCAUGUUUGCAAAGGGGUGUCUACACAAUCAGCAGUCCUGCAUGGAACAUGGCUACAUUACUUAUCUGCCGACUUCCACACAGUGAAUGGAUGUAGAAGGUGUGAGGUCAGUGAUAUGCAUGAUUCUAGGGGUGAUGUCAGCGGUUCUCCCCAGAAUUUCAUGCUGCUCCUUUGCAGGUAUGAUAAAGAGCCUAGGCUAGAAAUGCAGUUUUGCCACAUGUAUCAGGUUCUUAAUCAACCACACAGGACUGUGGACUGACAAUGGCAUUUCAUGUUUCCUGCAUUUUUUGUGUCAUCUGUCAACAUCUGUGCUCUGUCUGAAGCACAUCUGGGGAAACUUCCUGAUUCAUAUGUAAUCUAUGGAAUUUAUUAAACAGAUUUUAAAAAAACAGAAUGAUCAUAAGAUCGUUUGACUGCUUUAUUUGGAUUUGACUUGUAUGUGCUGGCUCUCCUUUUCGCUGCAUUCAGCUUUUCUGGAAGAGUCUUGUUAUGCAAGCAGCAAAUGAUUUUAAUGCAAGAUACUUUCCAGCAAAUGGCUUUCUAACAAUAAAAAUGAUAUGUGUAUGAUUUUACUAUCCAUAAAUGGAUGUGCAUAAUACCUUGUGUAAAGGACCAGAGAACAGCAUGCAUUACAUCCUGUUUCUUUCUUUGUUUUAGGAAAUUAACUAUGAAGAAUUUUCAAGCAUACCACUGAGUAUUGGUGUGCGAAACAUAGCUCCUUUCCAUUCUUCAGUGGCUUCACAAUAUCAAUAUUCAGCGGCUUCUCAGGGUACCCCAAUUACAGUACAAAUAACCAAUGUAAUGGAAGGACCAGCAUUUUAUCCAACUUCAAUAAAAGUGUCUGCACCUGAAAGCUUAACAACUAAAACUAUACUUACCUAUGACGUUGGAACAUUCCAAGCUAUUGACCAGGAUACUGGGAAAAUUGCCACUAAUGUCCGGUAAGAUAGGCUUUGUUUUCAGGAUUCUUCUUUGUAGCUCACCCCAUGCAUUCAGACUUAUCAGAGUGUGUGUGUGUGUGUGUGUGUGUGUGUGUGUAUUCAGUAUAAGCAGGACUCCAUCUUUGCACUCACACAUAGACAUGCAUACACACAGAGAGAGAAAGCAAAGGCUCUUUUUUCCCCAAAAGGAUGGAGGGUGGGGGUCUGAUCUCGCCACUACUUUUAAUUGUUUUCCGAGAUAUGGAGGGAAGGAAAAGGGAAAACUGGGAUAUUCCGAGAUCAAAUCAGAAACCAGGAUGGCUUCUAUGAUUCUGGGACUGUCCCUGCAAAAUUGGGACAUUGGAGGGUCUGCAUUUAGUAUACAAUAGGUGACCUUCAAAGAUGAUCUUUCUCUGCUCUUUAAACUGCGUUUGUCAAAAAUGAAUUGUGGCUAUUAUAUCGUUGAUUUUUAAAGGAAUGUAUUUACAGUUCUGAAUUUCAAAUGUCAAUGUUUUGUGGAGACGGAAACUUCCAAAUGACUGUGAUAUAAAUAAAUCCACUAAUGGUACUCAUCUAUAGGCCUCUGUUGAGGCCUCUGUUGAAAGAAUAUUAUAGUUUACCUACAUUCAAACCUUAGUAUUUAGUCACAACAAAUAUUUGCUGCAUGGUCUAUCCCAGUGGUCUUCAACCAGUCUAGACCCAAGAAACAUCUCUGACUCCUAAGCUUCCAGCAGAAGAAAGACCCAUUUUCACUUUUGAUUUAUACUUAAUGGUGCUAAUAAUGCACAUUAUUAAUCCUAAAAUAGCAAAUCACAGAGCAAUAAAAAAUAGUAUUAUCUUAGUAUGAAAACCAAUGCAAGGCAGAUGUUCUAUUAUGGCCCUUCCCAGACAUGAGGAGUUCCUUGUGACAUGAAAAUUGGAGACUCAUUAUUCUUACCUACAGUGAUUGUGCCUGCCUGGUAUAGCAGAAGUAGGAACUCCACAAUCAGAGGUCUUCUAGAUUGAGCCCACCCCUGCUCACGACCGUGCAGGACACAGUUACAGCACCCAUUACAGAUGGCUGCUGAAGUACCUUCAGCAAAGUCUUGUCACCUCUGCUCAUUCUGCAUAAUAUGUGGAACCAAAACUCUUAAGAUACAACAAAAAGGUUUGCUCUCACAUAACAGUAUUUUCUCCUAUUAAACCAAGCAAAUAAAAUCAGUCAGUUUGUGCAAAUGUAAGCACUGUUACAUCUUAAAAUGAAGCCCAAUUCAUUUCUGCUAAUCAAAAACAGCUACGUCAUGGGACGUGAUCCAGCCGCCUGGUUUCGAGUCAACCCAACAACUGGCGCCAUCUCUUUCAACAAAGUGAUUGAUCGGGAAUCAAUCUAUGUAGUCAAUGGGGUAUACUCUGCAGAGCUGCUAGCUAUUACUAGAGGUAAGAAAAGAGCUGGUUUUUUAAAUAUAAUUUUCCUUGCUAUUUACAGGAAGUCUGCAACAGCUUGAAGAAAUGCAAUUCUGCAAAUUGAGAUAGUUCUCCCAACUAUCUCAUAGUCCAUUUUGAGCUAGUGAAGAAAGUAGCCUUUGUGGGUUUCAAAUAGCUAAAUAUACAAAUAUUCCCACUUCAACAACUGCACCCAAAUGUUGGUGUGGUAGUUUCAAAUCCACACAUGAAACUGAUUCCCCAUAAAUCACCUCUGAAGACUCCACACUUCUUGAGUUCCUCUUUGUGUAAACUCUCUUCUGUCUCAGCUUCUUCAGCUUUCAACAGUAGAAACUGAAAGCGCAAAAUAAAUGCAUGCUGCUCAGUCAUGCAACAGAAUGUUUACAAAGGUACCCAUAUUUUCAAAUGAAUGGAGGCACAAACUGCCGCUGAGGGACUUUUGAGGCUUUGGAGCAGGCAUAGGCAAACUUGGACCUCCAGAUGUUUUGAGACUACAAUUCCCAUUAUCCCUGACCACUGGUCCUGUUAGCUAGAGAUGGUGGGAGUUGUAGUCCCAAAACAUCUGGAGGGCCAAGUUUGCCUAUGCCUGCUUUAAAGAGAUACAGGGCUCUACAAGAUUUCUCCUACUGGCAGUUCAGUGCUGCUGUUCAGUGGUGUUGAUCUUGAUAUCCAAGGAUAUCCUGUUUAAACUAUCCAAAUUAUAAGAGGCAUGUAAACUAUCAUAUGUGAACUAGUACUGAUCAUAUAAGAAGCAGGGGCUGGAUCAGACCAAAGACCCAUCCAUUCCAGCAUGUUGUUCUCACAGUGGCUAACUAGAUGCCUACUGGAAUCCUAGAAGCACUCUCCUCACUUGUGGUUCUUAGCAAAUGUUAUUCAGAAGUAUAUUGCCCCUGAUCCUGUUUAAAGAAUUGAGGCUGGUGACUAUUGAUAUAUUUUGUGGAAUCAAAUUCUGUAAUUCUGCUGUGUGAAGGAUUACUUCCUUUUGUUACUGAAUCUUCCAUCAUUCAGCUUCAUUGGAUGAGCUCAGGUCCUAGAAUCCUAAGAGGCUCUAGAAUCCUAAGAAAGAAAAUGUCUCUCUAUCCAUUGCCUUCAAACCAUGCAUAAUUUUCUAUACCUCCACCAUGUCCUCUGCCCUUAACUUGCCAUUUUUUAAAACUAAAAAGACCCAAAUGUUGCAACCCUUCCACAUCAGAGAGUAGUUCCAGCUCCUUGAUCAUUUUGGGUGCCCUUUUCUUCACCUCUUCCAGCUUCAAAAUAUGAUUUUCAAGAGAAAGUGACCAGUGUACAACACUUCAAGUGCAGUCCCACUGUGCAGCUGUAUAGCAGUUUUAUUUUCAGUUCCUUUGCUUAUAAUCCCACACAUUGAAUUCACCCUUUUCACAAUUGCCACGCACUACGUUGGCAUUUUCAUUGAAUUAUCCACUAUUAUCCCAAGGUCUCAUUCCUGAUCAGUCCCUGCCAGUUCAAACCCUUUUAGCACAAAUGUCAAUUAAGGAAUUCUUGCCCUCAGUGUGCAGAACUUUGCCCUUACAUUGAAUUGCAUUUAUCAUUUUAAUGCACAUUUGCUCAGUUCAGAGAGCUCCUUUUGAGGCUCCUUGCAAUCCACCUUUUUAAUUUCAUCAUCUUAAACAAUUUGGUGCCAUCAAUAAACCUGGCCAUCUCAUUGCUCAACCCUAACUCCAAGUUCAAGUUUUUUAAAAUCACUGUUCCCAAUCCCUUGGGAGAUACAGUUUAUUAUACCCCUCCAUGGUGGGAGCUGCCUGUUUAUUCCCACUCUCUUGCUAACCCAUUUGUGACACAAAAAUGUAGUUUUUUCUGAAACUGGAAAUGUUCCUGCUUGCACUGAUACACCAUUACUGGGACUGCCUACAUUUAUUUUUACCAGUUUUCAAAUGAACACACUGCAGGGUAAUGCAGAAUCAAUCUGCAAUGAGAUUUUAGUUUCAAAAUGAAACCAGUUUCUCAAGAAGCACUUUUGAGGACCAAAAAGUAUCCCAUAAAACUAGCUUGUGUGUGGACAAUGUACUAAGUCUCCACUGAUUCUAGAAUAAAAUGCUGUCUGCAGACAGCCUUCCCCCCCCCUGCCCCCACCGCUUUUUAUCCCAUUAUCAGCCAUUGAGUACGGUAUUUAACAGCUGUUUAACUUCAAACAAUAAAAUCAACCACUUGUUUACUUUUCUGAUUUGUACAAAUGUAGUUUUGCCAUGCUGUUUGCUUACCAGGAGUAUUUUUCUUCUGCAACAUAGACUAGUAAGAUGCACCUGAUUCCACCCACCCACCAUCUUCAUAUAGAUGUCUUUUAUUACAGACAGUCCUUUCACAACAGCUACUGGUACCAUUGUGCUUACUAUUGAUGAUGUCAAUGACAACUGCCCUACUGUAACAGACGAAAUCAGAAGAGUAUGUGUGGACAAUCCAACAGCGGUAAUCACAGCUCACGAUCUAGAUGGCCAUCCAUAUGGUCCACCUUUUAAAUUUACAAUAGUGGCACAGUCUCCGGGAAGUUCGUGGAACAUCAGAAUAGUGAAUGGUGAGUACAUUUAUAUGUAGAGAUCACCUUGCCAGUCAAUGCUUGCCUGACUUUCUAAGCUGGUUUACCUUCCAACACCUCCCUCCUAUCCCUGCACCAACCAUUUCUUUGUAUGGUAAGUUUGUAAGAAUCGGUGUGCUUUCUGGUCACUCUCAACUUGGGCAUGUGGGAAUCCUACACAACAGUUUGAGCAGGCAUCCCCAACCUUCGGCCCUCCAGAUGUUUUGGACUACAAUUCCCAUCAUCCCUGACCACUGGUCCUGUUACCUAGGGAUCAUGGGAGUUGUAGGCCAAAACAUCUGGAGGGCUGCAGGUUGGGGAUGCCUGAGUUUGAGCAUCUGGGCCACAGGAAGGGAGAAACAUCUAUUGAGUUUGUAGCAAACAAAGACAUUCAGACAAAGGCAUGGUGCAACUGUGUAAUGUUAUGUAAUUCAGCUUCAAUAUAAUGCAAAUGUCUUGCAGUAUCUGUAAUCAAUUAAAGCAUCCCUGAGAGUGAGCCUUCUUCAACCUCAUGUCCUCAAGGUUUUGGGACUGCAUUUCCCAUCAUCCCUUACUGUUGGCCACGCUGGCUGAGACUCAUAGAAGUUGUAGUCCAAAACAUCUAGAGGGCAGGUGUGUGAAGGCUGGGGAAGGCUGCUCAAAGCAUUUGCUAGAGGAAUGUUCUCCAAGCAUGACCAUCAAAUAACCCUCUCCUGCUCUCUGGCUUCUCUGUGAUCAACAUGAAUGUAGCUGUUGGGUACCUGCCCCCAUUCACUUUUAUCAGUUGAUGGCCAAUUCUUACAAGACAUUGCUAAUUAACUUCAUCAGCCCAGGGAAUGGGAGGGUAAGCAAAGAGAGAAGUCAGUGGCAUAGCUGCACUGUGCUGCAGGAAAGAAACUCAAAUGUGCUUUCUGAAUGCACCCAGAUGGGUUCUGAGGUUUGUAUCCUACAUCGCACAAGAUUAGGCUCCCAUCAGCACAUGGAUUUCUGCUUGCUCAUCAGGACUUCCCCCUUCUUCUUACCCCCACAUGCUCCCUGUGCCCUCCCCAGCUUUGCUCCUGAGGGUUGACAGAACUCCUAGAACAGAUUUAGUGAACAUCCAUAGGAAGGAGAGGGUGAGGAAAUCCCAUUGUGCAAGAGGAAAUCCUAACGCUGACAGCACACUCACUCAGCACUAUGUUGGAGGUGACCCUGAGAGAUUAAUGUAGUCUAGGCUGCCCUCAUAAGGACUGCUAACUUUAUUUAGGAACAUGAACUUGACCCUGAGCAGAGAUUCCAAAGCAGAAUUCUUAAUCUAAAUUAUUAUUUUUGUUUCUUCCCUCUCCCCGCCCCAAACAGAUACCUCAGCAGCACUGUUCUCCCAGGAUAUAGAAUUUGUCAUUCAUGAGGUCCAAGUUAGAGUGUUCGACAACAGUGGCAGAAGCUGUGAUAGGCCACUGGUUAUUCCUUUGCAAGCCUGUCAUUGUGACCGCAAUGGGAACUGUGUCAAGUCUGCCACUCGAAGAAUCACUGUUACUAUUAUUGGUGGUGGUGCUGGUGGAGGUGGUGGUGCUGGUGCUGGUGGUGCUGGUGGUGCUGGUGCUGGUGGAGGAGGAGCAGGAGGAGGAGGAGGAGGAGGAGGAAUGGCAGGAGGUGGAACAGGCGUUAUUGGUGGAGGUGGCCAGGGAGGAGUCAUUGGGGGAGGAACUAGUGGAGGAGGAAUCAGCGGAGGAGGAACUGGCUGGGGAGGAAGCACAGGGGGAGGAACUGGCGGAGGAGGAACUGGCGGAGGAGGAACUGGCGGAGGAGGAACUGGGGGAGAAGGAACUGGAGGAGGAACCGGUGAGGGAGCAGGCACCUGGGGAGGAACAGGAGGAGGAAGAGAUGACGGAACAGGAGGAACUGGUGGUGGCACUGGUGGUGUUAUUGAUUAUGGUGACGGUGGCACAGGUGGUUAUGGUGGUUAUGGUGGCUAUGGUGGUUAUGAUGGUUGGGGCAGACAAGGAGGCGCAGAAACUACACUUAGUGCUACAGCCAUUGGCCUGAUGUUCCUCGGAGGACUAAUAUUUGUGUGUAAGUAUUCUACUGAAACUAAAUUAACUAUUUCUGUUUUGUUUGUUUGUUCUUUGGAAUUCUGUGUGUUUUUUAAAAGGGAACUAGACCGCUGAUCUUUCUUAUUUAAUAUUUUGCUAUAACAUUAUUGCAUUAAUGAAAGCUGCUCUGUGCACCUUCCCAUGAAAUGAGGAUUUUUGACAAGAGGAGAGUUGAAGAUUUUGGAGUCCCAUUAACUAUAUGUUUAUGUUCACACACUUUAAAAUCACAACCUAGCCUUGAAGGAAGUAUCAAGUGCUGCAUUUAACACAGAAAUGUGUGCUACCAUAGCUUAAUGCACAAGGCUAAGCAGAGGGACGCGGGUGGCACUGUGGGUUAAACCACAGAGCCUAGGGCUUGCCUAUCAGAAGGUUGGCAGUUCGAAUCCCUGCAUCAGGGUGAGCUCCCGUUGCUUGGACCCUGCUCCUGCCAAGCUAGCAGUUUGAAAGCAUGAAGUGCAAGUAGAUAAAUAGGUACCGCUCCAGUGGGAAGGUAAACAGCGUUUCCGUGUGCUGCUCUGGUUUGCCAGAAGUGGCUUAGUCAUGUUGGCCACAUAACCCGGAAGCUGUACGCCGGCUCCCUCGGCCAAUAAAGCGAGAUGAGUGCCACAACCCCAGAGUCAUCCGCGACUGGACCUAAUGGUCAGGGGUCCCUUUACCUUUACCUUUAAGCAGAGUCAAUGGCCAAAUAGCUGUCUUACUUGUUUCCAAAAAGCCUUAAGAUGCCUCAUCAACAGAUAGUUCUGGGUGCAGCAAUGAAAAUAUAGGAAGUAGCCUUGUGCUGAUUCAGACCAGUGCUCCAUCUAGCUCGGUACUGUCUCUACGCUGACUGACAGUAGCAUUUCUGGGGUUUUAGGCAGCAGUUUUCCCCAGCCCUGCCUGGAGAUUGAUUGGGGAUUGGGAAUCUUGGGGAUUGAACCUGGGACCUUCUGCAUGCAAAGUAGAUGCUUUACCACUCAGCUAUGGCUCUUCCCAACUGCACCUGCAAAGCAGAUCCAGAGAUGCAUCAGUUGCCAUAGGAGUGCUGCUCAUGUAGCUGCCAGGGCAGCUGCUGUAUCAGCAAUGGGAAUGGUGUUAAACUGGAUCCCAGCACCAGUGGGCUGACUGGUCUGCUUGAAUCAGAGUUAUAUCCUGGCACCUAAUGCUGUCUCAGCCAUGCCUGUUCGUGUAAAGAAGGAUAAAUAGAAAUAAUGUGUUGUUCGUAAUGCUCACCAUUGAAACAUAAAAGUGGUUAAACAAAUAGAUUAAGAAAUAUAGAUGAUAAGAGAAAAUAAUUUAGAACAGUAAGAAAACACAAUUAAAAGGACAGUAAAUAGGAAACCAUGGAAAGAGUGGAAGGGAAGUAAAAGUAAAGAUAUAUAGUAAUUUGGAUGAAUAUAGAUAAGUUAUUAUUAUUGUAAUUCGUGUUUUAUAUAUAUGCUGUUAUCUUUCUUAUUAUUUUGUGCAUGACUGUAACAUAGUAUGUGUUGUCGACAAGAAAUAAUAGAAAAGUAAAUAAGAAAAAAGAAAGAAAGAAAGAAACAUAAAAGUGGUUAGAAAUCAAAGGAUUCUUGGUUCUGUCUAAUUUAAAAUUCCUCUUGGGUCUCAGAACUUAUCAUUCCUUGCAAAUUAAGUUGCGUAUUUAUAUUUGGAGACAAAUAUAUGCCAUAAUGCUUAAAAACGGCAUCAAUUUCUUUUACCUCUUCUAUUAGUGGUUCCAAUUCUGAUGUCACAGAGUGACUGUUGCGGCUAUUGUGGAUCUGGUCCUACUGGUGGCGUUGGGGCUGGAUUUGAGCCUGUGCCUGAAUGUUCAGAAGGAGCUAUUCAUUCAUGGGGAAUUGAAGGAGCACAGCCUGAAGACCGGGUUGGUUCAUAACUUUGCAGAAAGCUUUACAGGAUCUAUCCCAUUAUCAAUAUGAAGCCUCUAACACAAUGAUGGACCUGUCGGACUUCCUAGCACAACCAUUAUUGUCUGUCCCAGCUAUUCCAUUUCAACAUUUGUAUUCCACUCUUCAGUGUUUUCACUCCGAGCCGACUCCCAAGUAAUAUAAAAGCAACCAAAAUAAGCAUAGCAAAACAACAUAUUACUUGGUUGACUAUUUUCCUCCAUAUUGAUCUGCCCAACUGCUAGGAUCAGCUGAGGCAAGUCUCCCAGGCAGAAGCAGCUCACCAGGUGGGGUGGAACUGCUGUGCUAGCUUCCUGACAGGUGGGCCACUGUUGUUUACUGGGAGGGAGGAGCAAGGCAGCAGGGAGGUUGGUGCUGUAUCACCAUCACCAUCAUUAAAAUUUCUAUACCGUCCUUCAUCUGAAGAUCACAGGGUGGUUUACAAUAUAAAAACACAAAAAUACAUACCAUAAUAAGAAGCAAAAAUAAUUCUCCCCCCAUCCACCCCCAGUUUAAAAGGCCAUAGAUUUUUUAAUUAGCCAAAUGUCUCAGAGGAGUGUUUUUAUCUAGCACCUAGAGAUAUGUAACCAAAGCCCAGGUGAACUUCCCUGGGGAAAGCAUUCCACUAAGAGGGAGUGACCACAGAAAAAGCCCGUUCUCAUGAAUGAAUGAAUGAAUUUAUUAAUACGGUCACAGACCAGCGUCAACACACACAAUAUCACAGAUCAUAAAAAAAAAUAUAUCAGAAAUACAGAGGACAAUAUAAAUAUAACAAGGAUUUAAAUAUAAAAAAUUAAAGUUAAUUAUUAGCGUGCCCCCUAUAAUUAACAUUUGGGGGUUUGGUCAUUAUGGGAUACCACUUGCUUCCUGCGAUUAAUUGCAGACGCACAGAAUUUGGCUACAUUUAAUGUAGUCUUGGGAUUCUUGUCCUCCAACAGUAAUUUUAAACUAUGGUGUUCCGAUUCUUUCCUGGACUUUUGCAAAACAGGUGUAAUAAUGUUUUGCAUUAUUACAAAUAAUAAUGCAGCCCUCCAGACCUCUCACAGAGGAGGCACACUAAGAAGGGCCUCAGAUGGUGAUCACAGGGUCCAGCUCACUUCAUAUGGGGAGAGGCAGUUUUUGAGGUAGCGUGGUCCUGAGCUUUUUAAGGCUUUAUAAGUCAAAAGCAGCACUUUGAAUUGGGCCCAGAAACUAAUUGGCAGCUGGUGCAGUUGAGCCAGGAUUGGCAUUAUAUGCUCAAGCCGUCUUGCCCCAGUGAGCAACCUGGCCUCCGAAUUCUGCACCAGCUGAUGUUUCCAAACUGUCUUCAGAGGCAUCCCUAUGUAUAACAUGCUGCAGUAAUCUAAGCUGGAGGUUAAGAGAGCAUAGACAACUAAUGUUAGGCUAUCCUUGUCUAGGCAGGGGUGCAGCUGAAGCAGAUGGAAGGUACUCUGUGCCACCAAGGCCACCUGAGCCACAAGUGACAGCGGCAGAUCCAGAAGUACUCCAAAGUUGCAUACCCACUCCUUCAGAAGAAGUGUAAUCCCAUCACUUACCUGACCUCCUGGUAGGUGGGUUGCUGCUGCGGAGGGGGAGGGGCCAGGCAGCAGUGUCAGCCUUAUGCAAAUUGGCUCCCCCUCCACUGCCUUGUCCCACCUUCACUCCCUGUGAACAGCAGCAGCUCUGCUGCCGGGAGGUUAGGUAAAUGCUCCCACUCCAACCCAACAUCUGCUUCUAGUGCCUGUCUAGUUUCCCAUUAUGCUUGUGGUCCUCUGAAUCAAGCCAAAAACCUUGUAUUUACAUCUCUUUUAAAAAAUCAAUAUUUAAACUAGCUUUUUAAAAUUUAUUUUUACUCACUUCUUUUAGGAUGUUUCAAAUAUUUGCGGGCAAGUAGCAAAUACAGGCAUGGGCGACUAUGGUGACUCCUCAGGUAAGGCUAAACGGACAUUGUAAGUUCAGUAAAUAAUACUUUUCAUAUUUAUUCCUUCCAAUGGAUUUAUGGAGGGAUAAUACAAAAGGCUUGGAGAGACAGGGCAGCUUCAGAAGCAUAACCCAGCUCCACAGACUGCCUUCACCUACUAUAGUUUAGAUCAGGGUUUCCCAGACUUGGGUCUCCAGCUGUUUUUGUAGCCCGAAAACAGCUGGAGACCCAAGUUUGGGAAACCUUGGUUUAGAUCUUGUUAGCACCUCCAACGUUAACUGAAGUCCAUACCAUUGAAAUCCAGAGAUCAACAGAUGUUCCUUUCUGCAUAUGGCGUUCAUCCAUACAGAUAAGCUGCUCGCCGUGUGGCUUUCACAGAAGAAGAAGUAGAAGAAGAAGAGGAGGGGGAGGGGAGGGGGGAGAAAGAAACACCUAUACAGUGGUACCUCGGUUUACGAACUUAAUCCAUUCCAGAAGUCCAUUCUUAAACCAAAACCAUUCUUAAACCGAGGCCCGCUUUCCCUAAUGAGGCCUCCCGCUGCCGGUGCCCUUCCACCGUUCGGCUUCCAUUAAUAGACCGAGGUAAAGUUCGCUAACUGGAACACCUGCUUCCGGUUUUGCAGAGUUCGUAUACCGAAUAGUUUGUUAACAGGGCUGUUCGUAAACCGAGGUACCACUGUAUAUGAGCAGUAGUAGAAGCUAGCCUAUUAGGAUGCACUGCUCCAACAACUUCAAUCUGCCCUCAACCAGCCCCACUCUGCCUGCUUUCUUGAUGGUGGCACUGGCUGUCAGCUUCCUCCUCCUCAGUCUCAAUAUUAUCCUUGUAGAACUCAGAAACAAAGAGGAUGGGUGCAAAACUAGACCCUCUAGCACUACCGUAUUUUUCCAUAUAUAAGACUAGGUUUUUUUCCUAAAAAAUAAUGUCAAAAAUUAGGGGGCGUCUUAUACACGGAUACAUCUUCCCCAAUUUUCUUAAAUCUGAGUCCCCCAAAAUUGGGGGCGUCUUAUACAUGGGGGUGUCUUAUAGAUGGAAAAAUACGGUACCUUUUGCCUCUCUCCCUUCUGCCUAACCAGACCCAAGGGGCACCAGGCACUACUGCUUGCCCAUAUUAAUGGGGUUUAAAGUGGCUUGAAUUCAUCUCAGCAUUGGCUAGUAGGCCAGGGUGUUUGGGGGCUACAUAAAUCACCACUGUUCCUCCGAAAGCAUCAUGCAAAAAUAAUAUGGGUUGUUGUUGUUGUUUCUAAUUUUCAGAUAUCUAUGCAACUAAGUAUAAAGGUGGAGUGAGUACAGGAGUUGAAGAAACAAUCGGACUCGGAGCAGUUAAAGGCUAUGGAACGAAUGUUGAUUAUGGAACUACUACAGGCUAUGGAACAACAGGAAGAAAAGAAGCCUAUGGAGGGACCAUAAAAGAAUACAGAGAGAGUGGCGUGAAUAUGGCUUUCUUGGACAGCUAUUUUUCAGAGGUAACCCAUGUUCAUUUCUUUCAACGCAGGCAGUUUACUAAAUGUGCCAGUUUGGGACAAGUCCUUACCAUGGUUGUAUGCAACUGUCCUUGCCAGUAUAUGUAGGGCAAAUUUCAAUCCCAGGUAAACAGGAAUCUAUUCAGGGUCAGAGAAGUCCAAACUGCUUUUAUCCAAGUUGCUGAAUACAGUUGCUUUGGCAAAUUGGAGGGGUGGUGGGGAAAGGUGGUGAAUUUAGGAUGCUUUGCACCAAGUGUAUUUCUGGGUGCAGAGAAGUUAUACUUGCUGGUUGUGUCUGACCACAUCUGCCCCUGCCACAUCAUUUCCUAGGCACAUCAAUUUCUCCUUCUGCCCUCAACAUAAACUCUGCAUGCCUGACCUUUGGCUAACAGCAGAAGGAAUUUAUCUGAACAAAUCUAAUCACUCCAAUUGCACAUUUUUUAACCACUGAUAUUCUGCCUGGUGCUCAAUAGCAGUGCAUUGCAUCUCUUACUAAUAGAUUUAUUUUCUUCUCCAUGUUGAUCACAAGAAAGCAAGGACUUCAAUUCUGUCUUCCCCUUUCUUCAUUUUUAGAAAGCGUUUGCUUAUGCUGACGAAGACGAAGGCAGACCUGCAAAUGACUGUCUCCUGAUAUAUGAUCAUGAGGGUAUAGGCUCUCCUGUUGGUUCCAUUGGCUGUUGCAGUUUUAUUGGUGAUGAUCUGGAUGACACCUAUCUAGAUACACUGGGACCUAAGUUUAAGACCUUGGCAGAAAUCUGCCUGGGUGUGCAAAUUGAGCCAUUCCCAGAUACUGACUCAAAUUGGCCAUCUUUGCCCAAUCCUGAUCUCGAUAUAAGCCUGCCACCGCCUGGAACUACCAUCGUUGUUAAUACAUCUUCAACUAUGACUCCACCUCCUCCUGUUGGCAGCACGACGGUUGUUACUGAAAAUACCUACACAACUACUUCUGCUGUACAGCCUCCAAGGCCUGAUCCUAUGCUCCAAGGCAAUGUAGUGGUGACUGAGACAUAUACAACAGGGCCAACAAUGAAACCUCCUACAAUGAAUGUUGAUCCUCUGUGUGGAUCAAAUGUUGUGGUAACAGAAAGGGUGCUUGCUCCUGGCCCGGUCACUGAUUUGCAUGGCAUGAUAGAUAUUCCAGAGCUACCAGAUGGGUCCAAUGUGGUGGUCACAGAAAGGGUGAUUGCUCCAAAUGCAAGGAUACCCCCUUCCAUGAGUAUUCCUGACCUGUCUGAGGGGUCAAAUGUAGUGGUGACGGAAAGAGUGAUUCGACCUGUUGCAGGCAUGCAGGGCAAUUUGAGCAUUCCUUCUGAGUUAUCAGGUGGACGCAAUGUGGUUGUUACUGAAAGAGUAGUGUCAGGGGCAGGAAUGAGUGGAGGCAUUGGUGGCAUGAGUGGCAUGAGUAGCAUCCCUUCUGAGUUAUCAGGUGGACGCAAUGUGGUUGUUACUGAAAGAGUAGUGUCAGGGGCAGGAAUGAGUGGCGGCGUUGGCAGCAUGAGUGGCAUCACAGGUCAAAUGCUGAGUCCCGAUAAUCUCCUUAGCCAAACAAUAGGAUCCGCUUCUCCUGGUACGAGUCGAAGGCGAGUGACAAAAUACAGCACUAUUCAGUAUUCGAAUCAAUAAAGCCUCUUGCAAUUACAUAUUGCUGCAAAACUCCCUUUUUUUUAAGAGAGAGAUUUGCCACUGAACAAUGUUAUUAUUUAUACAUAGCAAAUCACAUGGGGGUGGGGAAGAGACUUGCCUGAAAACUUCUUAAAGCUAUGCAGACCAAAAAGGAAAUGCAGAAUCACUGCCAAUAUAGGACCACUCUAGCACCCUGCCCGCCCCCCAUCCACAAAUGGCAGUGAAUAUAAUGCAGGAGCCAAUGGCACAGACUUUUAAUACAUCAUUGGUGUUGGAGAGCAUUGUGGGUCCAUCGUGGUGCCUUCUUAAUGUCAUUUGCUAAAAACACCCUGUGUUUGCUCACCACAUUAUUCAAUUGUUUUUACCAGCCUGGAAAGGAAAUGGAAUUGUGCUCAAGGUGACUUUUAGGAACAGCUCCCUUAGGAACACUGGCCGGACUGUUUCACUCAGUUUUGGAACUGCUUGGUGUAUUUCAUAGUGCUUGCAUAGAAUCUCUUCCAAGUAGUAACUUCAGAUGUAAUGCACAGUUCAAUUCUCUAGCUGGCAAACAUGAAGGCGCUAGGUAACAAAGUGAGGGAAAGAGGAAAGAAACAAAAUACAUCAACUUUUGUAUGACAGACUGAAAUCCUGUGUGAUAUCACAGUCAGAAUGGCAAACUCUUAUGAGCUCUUUUAAGGACAACACACAGCCCUAGCAGCAGAGGAUUCCAGGUUGUAUCUGGUUUAAGCAAAAUUAUUACAGGUCAUUGCAAUAUUGAUGAAUGAUGCACGUUUAAGACCCCAUUGAAUGCCAUCAGUUCUCAGAACAUAUCAGCCACUCUUUAUGACUUUGUAUAUGAUGAAUACAAACUCUUCCUGGCCAGCUACAGGAACCACUCUGGUCAUGAAACAAUUACCUUUCUGACAGUAUACAUUACCAUCCCUCUACUUAGUUUCCUAUAGAGCUUAAACUGCAUGGCAUACUGGCAGAAGGAACAACAUACUUGGGAAAAAAUGAUAACAAGCCAAGAGCACAGGUACGACUAAGCGAGCCUGUUGUAUCAUAUCUCGAAAGCAAAUUUGAUUAUUGAAUGGUUUCUCUCUGAAGAAACUUGCUCUGAUAAAUCUGUAUUUUGACAAAAGCUUAACAUCUCCGGCUAAAUAUUUGCUAUUACCUUUUUCAAGCUGCUGCAAAACCCUAAAACUGAAAUCCUAUGCCUGCCAUGGAGUAAAUCCCCACACUGAACCAUGGAUUACUUGUGGAACAAGCAUAAGAUUGCACUGCUACCCAAAUCUUUUCUAUGUUGUUUAUUGCUUUCAUGGAAGCUUAAAUGCACACAAAGCUGAGUCAAUAAAAUACUGAAAAUAUAGACUAUAUUGGCCAGGAUCCAAAGAGCUUCUUCAGGAACACCAAAGGGAACCUGCUUGCAUGCACCCAGAAGAAUAUUGGGCUUUUCUUUCUUUCGUCAUCAUAUCCCUAUGCUUUAUCACAAACUAACACUUUAUAUAUGAUCAUGAAGGUAAAGGCACAUCUGUUGGUUCGACUGACAGUUACAUGUUUAUUGGAGAUAUGGCAUAGGGUGCUUCACUGGGCAUGCAAAGGCCCUAGAAAAGUUCUUUGGGUUCUGGCUCACAUGCUUAGUUAUUUACCAUAUGUAAGCCGAAAGUAACUGCAGCAUCGACAACAUGCUCUGUAAUGUAAAUAUAUUUGUUCUUUUCAAUGAUUGUUCCCCCCCCCCCCUUCAGAUUAUAAUACUCUGUUCUCUUUACCUUGGAAGUGCCUUGAUUAUAUUUGGUAGACAUCUAAAGAAAUUUAAGGACCUUGGUUUUUAUGGCUGCUUAAAAGUGCUCCCAGUGUUUCGUUUCCUUCUGUUGUUUUAUAAAUGUGUGUAGUGGAACAGCCAGAAAAUGAAACGUUUCCAAUUAGCAAUAAUGAUGCCUUGGAUUAACCUCAUUAACUACCAUACCACCACUGUCAUGUCAAUACAGGAUCCAUUUCUAAUGAAGCUCCUGCAACAUUAUUUGGUCCUUAUAUUUGACUUUCCUUGUGUUACAAAGCCAUUCCACUUCAACCAUUUACUGGCUACUUCUCAACACAGAUUUUUAAAACAUCAGAAACAGAACUUAGUUUCUCUUUGUAUUUCUUUGGAUCUAUUCAGUUUCAGUAGCUUUCAGCACUUACAAGGGCAAAUGUUCACUAUAAAUUUUAGACCAGUUUAACUAUUAUGGUUUCACCCAAAGAAUCCUGGGAAUUAUAGCUGAGUAGGUGGCCUGAGAAUUCACUAUUAGAGCUCUAUGGCACAAAACUACUGAUUCAAUAAUUCCUUGUAGGAGCAAAUAUAUGGUCAUUGUGAGUGCAGUUAUGCCCACAGUCAGAGACCGUCACCAUUUUGGCAUAUUUCAAUUGUACAAGAUAGUUCCAUUCUGUCCGAAUAAUUAUGUUGUAUUUAAAAUAUUUAGUUGGCUAUUAAUUUUGAUUUGGAUAUGGUUACUUAUAAAUGUAAAUAACCAUUGCUGCUGAGCAGUCUUCAUUCAACCCACAAUUGUACACAUGAGGAAGCCCCGAAGAAGCUAAACUUCAAGGCAACUCUCUCUUUUGUGUGUUAACAACAAGGACUGCCAGUAACAAAUAAGCUUCUCUAAAGUAAGAAGCAUGCACUCAUUUGAUAAUAGACAUCAGCACAUAGGUGUUUUUAUUUUUAAAAACGUACUUCCUUACACAAUAUAUUUUAAGCUGGUCUAAAAUAUUAGUACCCUAGAAUUGCAUGGCUGUAAUUAGCACAGUCACUUUUCACUCUUCUCUUCAUGUUUAUUGAAACUACUGUCUGGGAAUAAAAAUAAUCCUAAUACAAAACCUUUUUUUAAUGAAAGAAGGGUUUGUUGGUUUGUUUUUGUCUGUCUAUAGUACGAUGCACUGAUACACCUUAGAAAUGAACUGUUUAAUACUUAGCAAACAUAGGCUUUAACACUUGCUUUUUCACUUAUCAACUAGCAAUAACAUUGCCCUUCAAGUACCUAAAGCACUUGUUAGUAAUAACCCCUAUUGCUGUUUUCUGCUGUGAUCGGGUUUUGUUUUUUGUUUUUUUAAGAAUUGCUUUGUUUGUGAGUAAACUACUGAAGCUCUGUGGUUACAAUAAACUGGCAAACAAGCUUAUAUUUGAAGAUGUAAAAUAAUAUUCGGUUUAAUAAAAACUUCUGGCCA